Molecule: messenger RNA, 2373 nt
Organism: Paraglomus occultum
Lineage: Eukaryota; Fungi; Glomeromycota; Glomeromycetes; Paraglomerales; Paraglomeraceae
Source: the annotation of a GenBank genome assembly
AUGAGUACAAGCUUAUUCCUUGAAACACUUCGAAGGAACGAUCUUGAAAUGUAUUAUGGAAGUUUAUCAGCAGCAGGAAUUCACGAUUUACAGAGCCUAGCACGACUUCCGCUAACAGAUUAUACACUUGUUGGCGUCAACGCAGUAGAUGACCGGAAGCGUCUAUUCAAUCUUGCCCAACAAAUAAAAGCUGAAUUACUCAGUGAACCACCUGCAAAUUCAUACAACAAUAAUUCUUCUAAUGCCAUGCGACAAGACUUUCAAUUUCCCACACGAAAUUAUACGUCGGCUCCGACGUCUGUGGAGCAACCAUCUCAAGACAGCUCUAACAGUGGCUCUGUUCCUGGUCGGCGCUUCUCACCAUCAUCUAUUGGUCGGGGUCGUUCGACCACGCUCGCUGCUCGCACACGAAUACCAUCACCAUUCGUAAAUGCUAGCCGAUCACAGCAAUUAUCGCAGCAUCAACAAUUGUUAGAAGCUCAGUUGGCGGCCGAAGAAGAUGAGGAUGAGUCGGUACAGAUAAAGGCCGGGCAGGCAUCCCGGUUGAACGCUUAUGGUGUGCCAAGUAGGCAUCCAUCGAGGAGUAACUCGUACUCUGUUCCGAAAUAUGCUAACGCACCUAGUAAUUUGAAUGACAAAAUAAGAGUCUGCGUCCGAAAAAGGCCUUUAAAUAAAAAGGAAAUAGCCAGAAAUGAAAAGGAUAUAGCGAUUAUAUCGGGUAGUAGAACUCUCCACGUUCAUGAACCAAAAACGAAGGUCGACUUGACUAAAUACGUCGAGCAGCACACGUUCGUGUUCGACGAUGUGUUCGAAGUAGAUGCUGAUAACGAAGAAAAUUCUAAAGAGGCUAGCAACAAGGAAUUGAUGUUCGACUUUUCGCCCUACGCCUAUAUAGGAAGUGGCAAGACUUAUACUAUGCUUGACGAGAAGAAAGGACUAUAUGUGCUGGCUGCCCAAGAUAUAUUCCGUUACCUUCAGAGGUCAGAAUAUAAUCAUUUGGUUGCAUGGAUAGGCUUUUAUGAAAUAUACCAAGGACAUCUGUAUGAUCUCUUGAACAAGAGAAAAAAGCUUUAUGCUCGUGAAGAUGGAAAGAAGAAUGUAGUGAUAGUCGGACUACAAGAGUAUCCUAUUGACACUGUCGAGAAUCUUAUGGCAGUCUUCGAUUAUGGAAAUACUGUUCGUAGUACUGGAAGUACGGGUGCCAAUGAGGAUUCGUCGCGUUCUCACGCUAUCUUGCAAAUAGUAUUGAAACAUAGGAAGAAUAGAAAGAAGUUUCAUGGUAAACUUAGUUUUAUAGAUUUGGCUGGUAGUGAACGUGGUGCGGACAGAGGUGAAGCUGAUCAAAAAACGAGAAUGGAGGGAGCCGAAAUCAAUAAGAGUUUAUUGGCACUGAAAGAGUGCAUUCGAGCAUUAGAUCAAGACAAGAGACACACUCCUUUCCGUCAGAGCAAACUCACCCAGGUUCUUAAAGACUCAUUUGUUGGCAAUUCACGGACAUGCAUGAUUGCAACAGUAUCUCCGAACAUUUCAAACAGCGAGCAUACUCUUAAUACUCUGAGAUAUGCAGACAGAGUGAAAGAGCUCAAAUCUGAGAGAGAUCGUGCGGAACGUGCUGCCGCCGGACUCGAUGAAUUCGCAAACGAUUCCUAUCCCGAAGGUUAUUUGAUAAAUGAAGAAAGUCGUCCUGAAGAUAGCAGCGAAGAGCAGUUGGCAGAAAGUAGUUAUGAAGGCUACGGUGAAGAAGAUGAUGAUGAAGAAGAUUAUGCUAAUUUUGAUGAAGAAGACUCUGAUACGUUUGAAGAAGGCUUUGGGAGUGAUGAUGACGAUGAUCUUCUCGGACAGGAGAUGCCGGGUGGGCUUGUGGAUGAAGACUUUCCUCAAUACGUCCGUAAUCUGGAAAUGGAUCCAUUUGAACAUGAACCAGAGUCGCUGGAGAAGAUGAUGCCGGGACUUUCUCUAAACGAAGGGUCUCAAUAUUCCAGAAAUAGCAUUCAUGCUUCACAUGGCAGAUCAUUGUCAAUGUAUUCAAACUCCCCAGAAAUUCGACAGUCAGAGGUAUACUCAGCAUAUUCAAAUAACAACCAUCAUUCAUCAUCAUCAAUAGGAACCUACAGCUCGACGGAAAUCGAUGACUUUGUCAAACGUCAUAGACAUCAAUUACGAGAGAUCAGUGAAUAUAGCCGCAAAGAAACUCAACUUUUAGCUGACUUUACCCUAAGUUUCAAUGCCAAUAAGGACAUGGGAGCAUCAGCUGCUGAAUCAGUUAAACCCUUUGAAGACUAUAUGGAGAAAUUAGAUAGUUAUCUUGAAAAUAAGGUUGAAAUUAUUCAGGAGCUCAGACGAUCAAUCAAUCAGUUGCUGAGCCAACAUUAA